CCGGAGAAGAGCUUGACGCGGAGAACGGAAAGAACGGAAUGAGGGGUGGGAAGUUUUUAUGGAAGAGAAUGGAAUAGGAUUUAGAAUUGUCCUCUCGAUUCUGACUGAGUAUCUAGCCUUGGAUGCUAAAAUGACAUCCGAAUGUAGUUAGCGGAACAGAAAAUCUUCGAAGAUAAACUCACAAACAAUGAAUGUUUCCUAUUCGUUCAUACCAAGCGAACGACGAUGGUGAGACGACGGGUCGUUUGGGAUCACUAUUACCCAGUAGGGACGUUUCGAGAGGAAGUAGGCUAGCGAUUGCGCGAACCGAUGACGUCGUGAGUAGCUUCAGGGACCAUGCCACGUCGUAUGUCACUACCGUGGAACUCGAAAACGGACCGGCACUUGCGGCAGCAGAGUCUUAUGCGUUCUACAAGUCUUAUUAGUAAAGGUCGUUGAAGAUGGAGGACGAGGUUCCCGAUUCACUACUCGCCUCUAAUCCUUCCGCCGCCUCGCUCGUAGUGCCAAAAAGGAGCAGAGAAACUCUACUAGUGGCAAGCAUCUCUCAGCUGAGGCAUUAGCAGAAGUCGAG
Messenger RNA from Amoebophrya sp. A25, 571 nucleotides. The record is from the annotation of a GenBank genome assembly. Lineage: Eukaryota; Dinophyceae; Syndiniales; Amoebophryaceae.